Cucurbitaria berberidis CBS 394.84 is the source of this 1752-nucleotide messenger RNA. RefSeq lists its product as uncharacterized. Bases 1 to 1752 code for a protein of 583 amino acids. Lineage: Eukaryota; Fungi; Ascomycota; Dothideomycetes; Pleosporales; Cucurbitariaceae. The record is from RefSeq and is a predicted model, not a curated record. The transcript has 2 exons.
AUGGAGUCGGCCUAUCUCUCCAAAGCGCACGACCACGUCCGCACCGCCGCGACAGCAACCUUCGAGAAGAGCAUCGCGACUGCGGGGCACGAGCAUGAUCUCGCCGCCGCCGCCUUCCACGAUGCCACCCAGGAUACGCAUAACGCAGAGGCCCUCCGCAUCCUCAGCCUCCUCGAGGACCACCACCGCAAGCUCGCCGGCCUGAUCAAAGAAGCCCCACGCAACAAGGAGAAGAAGAGCAUCUCUAUCACCUCUACCACCCGCGCCACCGACACCUCUGCUACCUCGCCUCCAUCCAGAGUCUCUACAACGCCACCCGCAACUUCCUCUCCGUCCUCGCCGACACCUCCCACGUCCCGCCGCAGACUCCCUCAGUCAUCCAUCGCUAGCAACCUCGCCGAGAAGCGCGGAAUACCGAAUGCAACAAGGACAACAAGUAGUUCUACAGUAAACGUAUCAGGGGCGCUGGCGACUAGAGGCGAGCAGGCCCCGACCCCAGUACGAGAUCUACUGGUUCAGCAGUCACGGAAAGCCGAGUCGGGCAGGUCCAAGGACGCGCCAAAACACCAUGUGCAGCAUGCACCGCGACCUACAUCUCCACCCGCCGAAGACAACUUCCGACGAUUCUAUUCCGCCUUUGGGGGUGUCAUAUCCGCCAUAUCCGCACCCCUGGCCUUCACCUCUCUUCCCCUGAACCCCACCGCACCAACGCCCGUGCCAGAGUCGGCCAAGGAAGAGAAGCUCUCCAAGACAAAGCCAAGAACACAGUCACCAGAGGCUUCCAGAACAGUCAAGUCCUCAAUCCCAGACCUAGCCGCCCUAAUCAGCAAGCCUGCUCUUCGUGCGCUACGAGAAGAUGGCGCACCGCCACUGGGUCCUAAUGAGUCCUUCUACUUGGUGCCCACAUCCGGCGGUACUGUCACCUACGCCAGCAUCCUCCGAGAUCCCAAUGCACCAACCGCAGCAACCCAAGACGCACGUCUAAACCCCAUCACCGAGGAAUCCGGCUCGCUGAAAGGCAGCUCCCACGAGGAGUUUGUAGACGCGCGAGAAGAUGUCGGCCCGCCAUCACCCACAAAGGCGCGGCGUCCGCAUUCACGGGAAAGUUCAGGCGCAGGCGUAACCGCACAGCGCUCCAUACCUGCAGGCAGAGGCGCGGGACUCAAGACAAUGGAAGAACUAGCCUUGGAAAACGACACGCUCAAGACCCUGGUGGACAAGCAGGCCAAGAGAAUUCAGAUGUGGGAAACCAACUCUCAAAACUCCUUCAACGCACUCGCACAGUCCUUUCGUACGCGAGGCCCAAGCAGGGUAGGAAGUGACCCGAGUGCACUCGCCCACGCUCUCUCGCAGGGCUCCAAUGCCGUUCCAGCACUGCCGUCGCCUCCAUUGCCUGGUCAGCACCCACCUCUUUCUCCCGGCACAGAUAUACAGACGACGACGACGACGACAAAGAAGAUUGCCGAGCUCCAAGCCCUACUAGCCAACCAAACCGCCAAAGUCAGUGAUCUCAUGAGCAACAACGAACAGCUUGCGAAGCAAAACGAGAAGAAUGCCCAGGUGCUAGGCCGUUACAGAGAACAGUGGGAGAAACUAAAAGCGGGUGCGAGGAAGAAAGAGCAGGAACGACGGGAACGACGCGUUGCCGAGGUCAAGGCUGGGGAGAGCGCAAAGGACAGCGAGAGUGGCGAUGCUACCGGGGAUAUAGACGAGAAUCUCGAGGGCGAGGAAGCCGACUUUGGGAAAGCAUGA